AUGGACAAAGAGAAUUAUCUUGACCAAGAAGUUUUGUUGAAGGUCCAAAAUAAUGAUGAUAUUUUGAAAGAGAAUCAGUUCAGAUGGGUUAUGUUCCCGAUAAAGUAUAAGACAUUUUGGAAUUAUUAUAAAGAGAUAGAAUCCCUCUUUUGGACCGCCGAGGAUUACAAUUUCGAUAAAGAUAAAAUAUUUUUGGAAAGUAUUGACAAGAAUAUGCUCGUGAAGUUAUUCGAACUGAUAUGUUUUUACAGUUUAAAGGACCUACAUGUGUAUGAAGAGCAAUCACUGAUUACUAGCAAAAUGCUUGACAUUAUUCAGAUUCCAGAAGGGAGAGCAUUUUACGGAUUUCAAAUGUGCAUGGAAAAUAUACACGAUGAAGUGUAUGCAUGCAUAUUCGAAACAUACAUUCCUGACGCGAAAGAGAAAAGAGUUAUUAUUAACAAGGUUAUACAAUUAGACAGCGUAUUAAAGAAACAGAAAUGGCUAACAGAAGUAUUCGAAUCGAAUAUACCAUUUUAUAACAAGCUAGUACUUAUAUACAUUUCGAAGGUUCUUUUUAAUGGUACAUUAAAUAUUCUCAUUGGAUAUUGUAAAGAAAAUUCUAUAUUACCAUGCUUAUGUAAUGUUCAUGCGAAAAUUCACCGAGAUGAAUAUCUUCAUGGUGAUUUUUCUGUUAUGUGUUGUAAUCAUUUAAAUAACAAAUUAAAAUAUGAAAGUGUUUUAGAAUAUUUUAAAAUGGCUGUUCAGUUAGAGUAUCAAUUUUCUUUGGAGAUGUUAGAGUUAUCUGUUUUGAAAAUAAAAAAGGAACAAGUGAAAUUAUUUCUUGAAUACUUAGCUGAUACUAUGUUGGUAAAUUUAAAAUAUCCCAAGUACUUUAAUUCCAAAUAUCCGUUCACUUGGCCGGAAUUUAAUAAGGUCGUGGUAAGCGAUGACCAUAAAUCAGAGUCAGUCAAAAAGACGGAAGAUAUUUAUGGAGAGAGACAAAUAGUCCUUGACGAGGACUUUUAA
This is a messenger RNA of Plasmodium gonderi, 1008 nucleotides long. RefSeq names its product ribonucleotide reductase small subunit. Bases 1 to 1008 code for a protein of 335 amino acids. The record is from RefSeq and is a predicted model, not a curated record. Gene Ontology annotation, molecular function: oxidoreductase activity. The transcript has 5 exons. Gene Ontology annotation, biological process: deoxyribonucleotide biosynthetic process. Lineage: Eukaryota; Apicomplexa; Aconoidasida; Haemosporida; Plasmodiidae.